Messenger RNA from Miscanthus lutarioriparius, 720 nucleotides. The record is from the annotation of a GenBank genome assembly. NCBI's taxonomy places the organism in Eukaryota, Viridiplantae, Streptophyta, Magnoliopsida, Poales, Poaceae.
AUGCACCACGACGUGUGCUCGCUGGCGCACAGCCGGAAGGCCAACCUCAUCCUGCUCCCCUUCCACAAGUCCUCCGACGGCGCGCGCAGCACGGCGAACAACGCCAUCCGCUCCAUCAACCGGAGCGUGCUGCAGUACGCGCCCUGCUCCGUCGCCAUCCUCGUGGACCACGGCCUCGCGUCCGGGUCGGCGUGCGCCACCGCCGCCAACAGCCUGCUCCAGCGGGCGGCGCUCUACUUCCUGGGCGGCGCCGACGACCGCGAGGCGCUGGCGUACGCGGCGCGGAUGCCCGAGGCCGGGACCAUGUCGCUGACGGUGGUGCGGUUCAAGCUCCGGAACUGGGUCGGGAUGGGCGGGAAAGACGAGGCGCGGGACGAGGAGCUGCUGCAGGAGUUCUGGGCCAGGCACAGGGACAACGAGCGGGUGGUGUACGUGGAGAAGACGGUGGAGGACGCGGAGGGCACCGCGUCGGUGGUGCGCGCCAUGAGCGAGAAGUUCGACCUGCUCAUCGUGGGGCGCCGCGGCGGGGAGAGCGAAGGCGACCCGGAGGGGUCGACGGCGCUCACCAGCGGGCUGUCGGAGUGGAGCGAGUUCCCGGAGCUGGGUGUGCUGGGGGACAUGCUCGCCUCCGCGGAAUUCGCGUCCAAGGUCUCCAUCCUCGUCAUCCAGCAGCAGCCGCCCAAGAAAAUGGCCGCCGUCGGAAGCUCCGUCAAUGAUUAA